Messenger RNA from Medicago truncatula (barrel medic), 1660 nucleotides. Its product is annotated as replication factor C subunit 3. Bases 183 to 1250 code for a protein of 355 amino acids. The record is from RefSeq and is a predicted model, not a curated record. Gene Ontology annotation, molecular function: ATP hydrolysis activity; DNA binding; ATP binding. Gene Ontology annotation, cellular component: DNA replication factor C complex; nucleus. The transcript is spliced from 9 exons. Lineage: Eukaryota; Viridiplantae; Streptophyta; Magnoliopsida; Fabales; Fabaceae. Gene Ontology annotation, biological process: DNA-templated DNA replication; DNA repair.
CCCGGCCCAACAGUAACACAGAAGAUUGUAGGGAAGACUGUGUUUUGAGCGGGAAACUUAGAAGCAAGUUCGAUCGAAUUCAUAGCACCAUUUCUAUUUUCUUUCUGAAAUUGAGAACGCAGUGACACAGAAAACAAAGCAUAAACCAUAGAAAAAGAUCUACUAGUUAGGGUUUAAUAACCAUGGCGGAGGAGACUUAUGCUAUGGACAUCGACGUCACAGACAAGGGCAAAACCGUCAUUGCCGCCGGUAACCCUUCCUUCGGUGGCAAAGCUUCGCUAUGGGUUGAAAAGUAUCGUCCUCAAUCCCUCGACGACGUUGCAGCUCACCGCGACAUCGUUGACACAAUUGAUAGGUUGACUACUGAGAAUAGAUUACCCCAUCUGCUGUUGUAUGGACCUCCUGGAACGGGUAAAACAUCGACGAUUCUUGCGGUGGCGCGAAAAUUAUACGGUGCUCAGUAUCAUAAUAUGAUUUUGGAACUCAAUGCUUCAGAUGAUAGAGGAAUUGAUGUUGUUAGACAGCAGAUUCAAGAUUUUGCCAGCACUCAGAGCUUAUCAUUUGGCGUCAAGCCCUCUGUAAAACUGGUCUUGUUAGAUGAAGCAGAUGCCAUGACUAAGGAUGCCCAAUUUGCAUUACGUAGAGUCAUCGAGAAAUAUACAAAGAGCACUCGGUUUGCACUUAUCUGUAAUCAUGUAAACAAGAUUAUCCCAGCACUGCAAUCAAGAUGCACCCGGUUUCGGUUUGCCCCUCUUGAUGCUGUCCAUGUCACUGAGAGACUGAAACAUGUUAUCAAUGCUGAAAGGCUUGAUGUUCAAGACAGUGGCUUAUCUGCUCUUGUUCGGCUUAGCAAUGGUGAUAUGAGAAAGGCACUGAAUAUUCUUCAGUCAACACAUAUGGCCUCUCAGCAGAUUACAGAAGAAGCUGUUUAUCUUUGCACUGGAAAUCCGUUGCCCAAAGACAUUGAGCAAAUAUCUUACUGGCUUCUAAAUGAACAAUAUUCAGAAAGCUUUAAAAGAAUAUAUGACAUGAAAACAAGGAAAGGACUGGCUCUGAUUGAUAUUGUUAGAGAAGUGACAAUGUUUGUCUUCAAGAUUAAUAUGCCUUCAGCCGUUCGAGUGCAGUUGGUGAAUGAUUUGGCUGACAUAGAGUACAGAUUAAGUUUUGGGUGCAACGAUAAGCUUCAGCUUGGAUCAGUUGUUGCUUCAUUUACACGUGCUAGAUCUGCAAUGGUUGCAGCUGCUGCAUAAACCUGAAUAUGAUGGUGCAAUGAUGUGUUACAUUCUUAAAAGCAUGCAUAUUCCUAAUUUAUGUGCACCGUGAUAUUUCCGUUGUACAUUGUAGUAGGAGGCAUCAGGAUGGUGCUAAUAGCCUAAUACUGGUGUAAAAUUGUUUGGUUAUGUCGACUGCUCUGAUGGUGCAUGUUUCGUUUGUUAACUUUUGGAGAUCAAAUUAGAUUUUAUAAAAUCCAACCAAAGGGAAAUGGGGCUUAAUGGACGACAGGACGAAUUGUGUAAGACUAAUGGUAUAAAUGUCACAAACACUAGGAAUUGUUUCUUUUUUUAGGGAGGAAUUGUUUCCUUUUAACAUUCAUUUGAGGGAUUAAAUGAGUUAAUAUCAGUUGAGAAACAAAUAAUUGUUUCUUUAACUGUUUCAUAGA